This is a messenger RNA of Trifolium pratense (red clover), 1409 nucleotides long. Its product is annotated as E3 ubiquitin-protein ligase CHIP. Gene Ontology annotation, cellular component: cytoplasm. NCBI's taxonomy places the organism in Eukaryota, Viridiplantae, Streptophyta, Magnoliopsida, Fabales, Fabaceae. The transcript is spliced from 8 exons. Gene Ontology annotation, biological process: protein polyubiquitination; positive regulation of proteolysis; cellular response to misfolded protein. Bases 326 to 1162 code for a protein of 278 amino acids. Gene Ontology annotation, molecular function: protein-folding chaperone binding; ubiquitin protein ligase activity. The record is from RefSeq and is a predicted model, not a curated record.
GACAAGAAAAGUCUUACAUAUUGACGAAUUUAAAGCCAUUAUUAUUACUUACGAACCAAAAACAAAACAAUUUCCUUUCUCGUGUCGUGUGUGUGAUUUAUCGAUAGAAAAUAACGAGUCAAGAACUAAUCGUCCUUUUCCAAAAACUCGUUACCUUCUCGGUACUCUCCGUUUCUUCUCCCUUUUUCUUUCCAUCGAACUUUCCCCAUUUCCAUUCUCAUUCUCUCUCUUUUCCAUACAUUUUCAUUCAUUCAUAUUCCCAUAACAAUUCAUACAUAUAGAUACAACCAUUAGAUAUACUGAGAAACAAAGAGGGACUAACCAAAUGGCGCCAAACGCUUCGGUGGUGAAACAAGCGGAGCUGUUAAGAAACGACGGUAACCAUUACUUCAAAAAAAGCCGUUUUGGUGCCGCCAUCGAUGCUUACACUGAGGCAAUUACGCUUUGCCCUAAUGUUCCGGUUUAUUUUACGAAUCGUGCUCUGUGCCAUCUCAAGCGCAAUGAUUGGGAGAGGGUUGAGGAAGACUGUAGAAGGGCAAUUCAGCUGGACAGCAAUUCGGUUAAGGCACACUAUAUGUUGGGUCUUGCGUUGCUAGAGAAAAAAGAACUUACGAAAGGAAUCAAAGAAUUGGAAAGGGCUUUGAAUCUUGGGAGAGGGGCCAAUCCAAAGGGCUAUAUGGUAGAAGAAAUAUGGCAAGUGCUCGCAAAGGCAAAAUACCAAGAGUGGGAACGUUCUUCGUCCCAACGAUCAUGGGAAUUGCAGAGCUUAAAAGAAGCUUGUGAGUCUGCUCUAAAGGAAAAACAUUUUCUCGGAGUCUCUGAGAUGGAAGGAUUUGUUGAUGAUGCUACAACUUCCCAUUUGAAACAUUUGGAGGCUUUAGAAACAGUCUUCAAAAAAGCUGCAGAGGAUGACACGCCUUCUGAGGUGCCAGAUUAUCUAUGCUGUAGAAUAACACUUGAUAUUUUUCAUGAUCCUGUAAUCACUCCAAGUGGACUUACAUAUGAGAGGGCAGUGAUUCUUGAGCAUCUUCAGAAGGUGGGUGGAUUUGAUCCGAUCACGAGGGAACCACUUGAUUCAUCACAGCUAGUACCAAAUUUGGCCAUUAAGGAAGCCGUCGAGGAAUACUUGGAAAAGCAUGGAUGGGCGUACAAGAUAGAUUAGCAAAGGAUUAAGUUGAAAAUUAACAGUUCAUGGCAGAUUUUGUUUGUUCAGCAAAUGCAGCAGAAUGCAAAUGUGGCUAAUUCGAUAUGCUAAGUCCAUCUUAUUAUGAAGUGUACAUAUAAGGUUUUGACUUUUGACAUUUUGUGUAAAUAGUAGUCUACUCAAUUUGUGUAUACAUGCAAUUGUCUGGUGAAACUUACCAUUUCAUAUGCUUAGAAAUGACUAUCAAACUAAUUAGUUUGGCCAA